CAACAACAACAAAAGCCAGGAAAGCCCAAGCCACUCCCUUUGUUUCAUGUCUGGAAGUUGGGAAUCGCACAAGCUCUGGAAACAAGAGCUGACAGUCGAAAUUUUUAAUUAAGUUUUAAACUGCUGAGGUAAAAGGAGACAAGAUUUUGAAUGCAAAAGGUUUUAAAGAGUUGCAGUUUCACUGGCAGUCUAACUACAGAAGUAAACUUUUGACUGUAGUCUCUCUCCUGUUGACUUCCUCUGCUGCCUUGAGCAAGAUUAUGUGGAUUCAGCAAAAGACUUGAGCGAUUUCUGAAUAUAGGUGUAUCUACCUGUUUGUGUUAGGCCCUUCAUCCUAAUCCUGGAGAAAAGACAGUGAGAACAGCUGAGAACAUGAUUCGAAUUGCAGCAUUGAAUGCGAGCUCCACAAUUGAGGACGACUACGAAGGUACCUUUAAAAGUCAUAAGACACAGACAAAGGAAGCCCAAGAAGCAGAAGCAUUUGCUUUGUACCACAAAGCUUUGGACCUUCAGAAGCAUGACCGAUUUGAAGAGUCUGCAAAAGCUUAUCAUGAGCUGCUUGAGAUUCGUCUUCUGCGAGAGGCAGUUCUUUCUGGUGAUGAGAAAGAAGGACUGAAACAUCCAGGCUUGAUGUUAAAAUAUUCCACCUAUAAAAACCUAGCACAGCUGGCAGCACAACGGGAUGACUUAGAGACAGCCAUGGAGUUUUAUUUGGAGGCUGUGAUGCUAGACUCUACUGAUGUCAACCUAUGGUAUAAAAUUGGCCGUGUGGCAAUCAAACUCAUCCGCCUGCCUUUGGCUCGUCAUGCUUUUGAAGAAGGUCUCAGGUGUAAUCCUGAUCACUGGCCUUGUUUGGAUAAUCUUAUCACAAUCUUGUACACACUCAGUGACUACACAACAUGUUUGUACUUUAUCUGCAAAGCUCUGGAGAAAGACUGUCUAUAUAGUAAAGGAUUGGUUCUGAAGGAGAAGAUCUUUGAGGAGCAGCCUUGCCUCCGGAAAGAUUCCUUAAGGAUGUUCCUUAAAUGUGACAUGUCUAUCCAUAACGUAAAUGUGAGUGCAGCUGAAACAGGAAGAAUCAUAGAUGAAGCACUGGAACUACGUAAGAAAAGACAAGCUUUGCUAGUGCGUGACAGAGAACCAGACCUCAGACUGGUCCAGCCAAUUCCCUUUUUCACGUGGAAGUGUUUAGGAGAAGCUUUACUUGCCAUGUAUCACCACCUCACAACGUGUGACCCUCCUCGACCCAGUCUGGGAAAGAGAAUUGAUCUCUCAGAAUACCGAGAUCCAGUUCAACAUUUGAUGCUUUCUCCUACCUCUACUCCUGUCAGUGUUAUUCAGCCAACUCCUGUCAGCACUAAUCCAGUGGUGACAGUGCCAGAUCCUGUAUUACCUUAUACACCAACAACACCCAACUUUCCAAGUCACAGUCAGAGUUCACUGGAACCAGGAACUACUGUAGGUGAGCAAGGUGACAUAUCUGCAGGUGAUAAAUCUAAGAAAGGUGUGAAGCGAAGGAGAAUUACAGAAGAUAGUGGUGAAACAGCAAAGAGGAGAUCUGCUAGAGUCCGGAACACCAAGUGUAAAAAAGAGGAGAAGGUUGACUUUCAAGAGCUGUUGGUGAAAUUCCUCCCUUCCAGAUUAAGGAAGUUAGAUCCAGAGGAGGAGGAAGACACUUUCAAUAACUAUGAGGUGCAGUCAGAGAUCAGAGAAGAGAAUUUCCAGCAUGUUGGACCACAUAGAAUGUCAUUCGAUUCUACAACAUUUAUGGAAUCUGAAAAACAGGAUGUUCAUGAAUUCCUUCUGGAUAACCUGAACAAUGGUGGGAUCUUGGAGCUAAUGAUGAGAUAUCUGAAAGUCAUCAGCCAGAAGUUUCUAGUGAAGUGGCCUCCUGGCUUAUGUGAGGUGGUCCUUAGUAUCUAUAAUAGCUGGAGAAAGCAUAGUAGUAGUCUUCCUAAUCCAUUACUGAGGGACUCAAGUAAUCAGCAUAUCAAGGAUAUGAUGUUGAUGAGCCUUUCUUGCAUGGAACUGCAAUUAGAUCAGUGGCUGCUAGCAAAGGGGAAGAGCUCUACAGUUUCUCCACGAAAUUGCCCUGCUGCCUCUGUGAAUGGAAAGUUUGGCCCUGACUUCCCAGGAACUCAUUUCUUGGGAGACCUGUUGCAGCUGUCAUUCGCAUCCUCACAGAAGGAUUUAUUUGAGGAAGGCUGGAUGGAAUUUGUCACUCGGGUGUACUGGCUGAAAGCUCGCUUUCUAGCACUGCAGGGAGACAUGGAACAGGCACUUGAAAACUAUGAUAUCUGCACUGAAAUGCUACAGAGCUCCACUACAAUGCAAGCUACAGCUGGCAAUGAAUGCGGCAUCGUAAUACGGUUACCUAAUCUACAUGUUGAUUCUGUUGUUUCUUUAGAAGAGAUUGAAAAGAACCUAAAAUCUUUGGAGAGAUGCCAGUCUUUGGAAGAGAUCCAGCGACUGUAUGAGGCAGGGGAUUAUAAUGCAGUGGUACAUCUGCUUCGUCCAACAUUAUGCUUUAAUGGUUAUGGCAGAGCAAAACAUCUGGAAUUUGUAACAUCCAUACCAGAGAGACCAGCACAGCUGCUUCUCCUACAGGAGUCCCUGCUCAAACUGAAAGAUUACAAGCAAUGCUUUGAAUGCUCAGAAGUUGCCUUGAAUGAAGCAAUUCAGCAGAUGAUUAAUAUGACAGCAGCCUCUGCUAAAGAAGAGUGGGUUGCUACGGUAACACAGCUGCUCACAGGAAUAGAUACUUCAUUAUCAUCAGUCAACAGCAUCCUGAAAGACUCUUCUGUAACACCAAGCCUUGUUCGAUUAACAACCAACCUGAUUCAGAUCAUAGACUGCAGCAUGGCAGUCCAGGAAGAGCCGAAAGAACCAUACGUCUCCUCAGUGCUUCCAUGGAUAAUCCUGCACAGAAUCAUCCAGCAUGAGGAAGAUGCUUUUCAAUCCCUUUGCUGCCAGAAGCAGCAGAACCAGGGAGAAGAAGUGAGUCCUGAUACCCCUAUGUUGCCUUCUUCACUGAUGCUGCUGAACACUGCUCAUGAGUAUUUGGGAAGAAGAUCCUGGUGUUGCAAUUCAGAUGGUGCUCUUCUCAAGUUCUAUGUCCAGGUACUGCAAAAAGAACUUGCAGCAUCCACUUCUGAAGAUACUCAUCCAUACAAAGAAGAGCUGGAAACAGCCCUGGAACAGUGUUUUUAUUGUUUAUAUGGUUUCCCUAGCAAAAAAAGCAAAGCAAGGUACCUAGAAGAACAUUCAGUACAGCAGGUUGAUCUAACAUGGGAAGAUGCUUUGUUCAUGUUUGAAUAUUUUAAGCCUAAAACUCUUCCGGAAUUUGAUAGUUAUAAAACCAGUACUGUGUCUGCUGAUUUGGCCAACCUUUUGAAGAAGACUGCUACGAUUGUUCCACGAACAGACAAGCCUAUGCUGAGCCUAGAUACUGUAUCUGCCUAUAUUGAAGGAACCUGCAGCAAGGCACCAUCUCUCCCGGAUGGUGCAGACUAUUCUCCACCAGUGGUGACUGAGUUGUACUAUCUUCUGGCAGACUAUCAUUUCAAGAAUAAAGAACAGUCUAAGGCCAUUAAAUUUUACAUGCACGACAUUUGUAUUUGUCCAAACAGGUUUGAUUCGUGGGCUGGCAUGGCUCUGGCUCGAGCAAGUCGUAUUCAGGACAAGUUGAACUCUAAUGAAUUGAAAAGCGAUGGCCCAAUCUGGAAGCACUCUACUCCUGUCUUGAAUUGCUUUAAGAGAGCCCUGGAGAUUGACAGCUCUAAUCUCUCCUUGUGGAUAGAAUACGGCACCAUUUCCUAUGCCCUACAUUCUUUUGCAUCUCGACAGCUUAAGCAGUGGAAAUCAGAACUCCCCCCUGAAGUUGUGCAGCAGAUGGAAGAGCGUCGGGACAGUAUGUUGGAGACAGCCAAGCUGUGUUUUACGUCAGCAUCUCGCUGUGAGGGAGAUGGUGAUGAAGAGGAGUGGCUUAUUCACUACAUGCUGGGAAAGAUUGCAGAGAAGCAGAAACAGCCUCCUGUUGUCUACCUGCUGCAUUACAAACAGGCGGGCCAUUACUUGCAUGAGGAGGCUGCCCGAUAUCCAAAGAAAAUUCACUACCAUAAUCCACCAGAACUUGCCAUGGAAGCGUUGGAGGUAUACUUUCGACUUCAUGCUUCUAUUUUGAAACUUGUGGGGAAACCAGACUCUGGAGUAGAUGCAGAGAUACUAGUUAGUUUCAUGAAAGAAGCUUCUGAGGGACCAUUUGCCAGGGGUGAGGAGAAGAACACCCCAAAAGUUGCAGAAAAGGAGAAAACUUGCAUGAUUGAUGAAGACUCUCACUCUUCAGCCGGAACAGUGCCAGGCCCUGGGACUUCCCUCCCCUCCUCCUGCGGUCCAGGUCUGACAUCCCCACCUUACACAGCCACUCCAGUUGACCACGAUUACGUCAAAUGUAAAAAACCCCGUCAGCAGGCAACGCCGGACGAGAGGAGUCAGGAUAGCACUGCAGCAGUGCUGUCUGACUCCAGUUCCACACAGGAUAUGUUUAAUGAGCCUGCCAGUUCUCAAGACAGCCUUAGGAAGACUUACACAGAGAAGAGGAUUUCUACUACCUGUGCUGAUGCCAUUAUGCCCAGCAAAGAGACCCUGGGAUCUACAGAGGAAAAGAUUGCAGGAAAGUCAGAAGAGCUGCUGGAGAGCUCAGAAUCUUACCACCCUGCUGAGCCUACUGGCCAAAAGAUUCUUGUGGAGUCUCAGACUGCUGCUGGCAAUCCCAUCAAAACUACAAUCCCCCCACCCUCGCAGUGGGACUGCAAAAAGAAAGCUGAACCUUGUGGAGAUACAUCUGAAUUUCCUCAUGGUCUUCCAGCAGACCUCGAGGAACAGCGGAAGUUCCUGACAGAGCAGUGUAUUGCCUCCUUCUGUCUGUGCCUCAGCCGCUUUCCCCAGCACUACAAGAGCCUCUACAGACUGGCAUAUCUGUACACAUACAGCAAAACACACAAGAACCUGCAGUGGGCCCGUGACGUGCUGCUGGGCAGCGGGGUCCCCUGGCAGCAGCUGAAGCACAUGCCUGCACAGGGCCUCUUCUGCGAGAGGAACAAGACGAAUUUCUUCAAUGGAAUCUGGCGCAUCCCCGUGGAUGAGAUCGACCGCCCGGGCAGUUUUGCAUCUCAUAUGAACCGCUCUAUUGUCUUACUGCUAAAUGUACUGUCACAACUAAAGGAUUACAACACCUUGCUGAAAGUCUCAUCUAUGCUGCAGAGGACCCCUGAUCAGGGAAAGAAGUACCUGCGUGAUGCAGAUCGCCAAGUUCUGGCCCAACAAGCCUUUGUGCUUACAGUGAAAGUGUUGGAGGACACUCUCAACGAUCUGACACAGGUUUCAGAAGAUCAGAGUUCCAAGUCUUCAAACCUUGCUUCAGGAAGGAUGACAACAGACGUCUCUAAUAAAACUAGUGCUGAAGAGGGGAAAGAGGUUCUUCCCAAAAAGCCGGUUUUAUCGGAUGGAGUAGCACAUAGUACUGAAAAUGGAGUAAAGGAGGUGACACAGGGACAAAUUCCCAAUGCUAUGGACAUAUUGGAACAAGAGGACAAGAAUGACAAGGAAAUUAAAGAGCUCCCUGGCCCUGGUUCAGUUGAGCCUAUGGAUCUUGAUGGAUAUUCCAAGGACCCUGAAAAAUUUGAUUCUUCAUGUAAACGCAGUGAGCCAGAACGUCUUCAGUCUGGCAGGAACUCCAAGGAGAGAGCUCCAGAGAGCCGGACUCCAGAACUUUCUUUGGAAGAGCUAAGUAUCAGCUCAAAACAUCAGCAGCAGGCAGCUAAAGGAAUAGUUCAGCCAGUACCUACAGAAGAACCUGUGCAGAGAUCAAGCAGGAAAAGGAAAUUACUUGAGGAUGUGGAGUCUGGAAAAACACUUCUGCUUGAUGCUUAUAGAGUAUGGCAGCAAGGUCAGAAAGUUAUGGCCUAUGACCUGGGUAAAAUUGAGAAGAUCAUGUCUGAAACGUACAUGCUGAUUAAACAGGUGGAUGAAGAAGCAGCACUUGAACAGGCAGUUAAGUUUUGCCAGGUGCAUAUGGGAGCAUCAGCACAGAAACAGUCCACAGGAGAAGCACCCACGACCCCAAAGCAUACAAAGGACAACAGAGAGAGCUUCUUCCCAGUAACAGCAACCACACUGCAUCCUACCCCAGUGAAUCCAGACACUGUUACUCCUGAAAAUCUUCUGAGACUGAAUGAUCUGCAUUCCAAAUCCAAACCAGCCUCUUCCUCUUCUUCCUCCUCCUCCUCAGCAUCUUCAGUACCUCCAUCCCAGGAGUCACACAGGGACACUGAGCAUUCGCGGAGUCAAAAUGCAGAGACUGCUCCCAGCACGAGUGAUCUCGCACGUGAGGAAGAAGAGCUUGAAGUGCCUUUGGAGGGGCUUGGAUUUCAGCAGCAGGAGUCACGGCUUUGUCAGCAGAUGAAAAUGGCAACUGUUGCACCCUCGCCAGAGCCUGUUUGCUGGCAAGUGGAAUCAGUGACCAGCACAAAUUCGGGACAUGUUUGUACCCAAGCCUCAAGUUCCAAGCCUGAACUCAGCUCCAGUUCACAGACUUUGGGAAGUCAGCAGAACAAGACAGAUGGCACCCGAGUAAAAACUCGCAUUCUGCCCAACAUGCCAAAGCUUUUCAUACCUUCAUCUGUCACCAAGUUUCCACCUGAGAUCACUGUCACUCCACCCACUCCCACCCUCCUUUCUCCAAAGGGCAGCAUUUCAGAAGAGACCAAGCAAAAAUUAAAGUCUGCUAUUUUGUCUGCUCAGUCUGCAGCGAAUGUAAAGAAGGAGAGCCUUUGUCAGCCAGCUUUGGAAAUCUUAGAGACCUCAAGCCAGGAGUCCUCACUGGAAAGUGAUACUGAUGAAGAUGAUGACUACAUGGACAUAUGAAUGAAUUCUGGCCAUCAUCAACACCAGCCAUAUAACCAUUCUUCUUGUUGCCAGCAUCUCUGGCAGUUGAAACAUCUUUGUUGGCAUUACUCUCCAUUUAAUUGGCAUCACUGUAUUCUUCACUUUCAUUACCUUUUUUAUUACCACUACCACUUGUAUUGCCUUCAAAAUCUUCACCAUUCUCCUCAUCAUGGUGCUUGAUGGAAAGAACAAUUGUUUACCAGGCAGUUAAUUCAUUUGGACCACGCUCUCACCUCUACGUUCAGUAACACAAGGGUGUUUUGUGCUGCAAUUCACAUCUCUCUGGUGUUCCUACAUCUUCAAGCCAGAGCCUUGCAAGUCACUCCAGUAGCUCUUUUUUAUAGCAUUUUCUUCCAUUUAGUUGUCUGUUCACAUUUUCCCCACUAGUUAAGUUUUUCUCCCAGAAAUUCAGCAACCUGUUUUCUGUCUAGCCAUGCCAUGAUUAGUCCAACAGCUCUCUUUAAGGUGAAUGGAGGAGGAAAAAUUUGCUGAGCUGGUAGAGGUUUUAAUUGCAUCAAGAAAGUCUAUGGCUUUGUUGUGAGGCCAGAAAGGUGAGCUGAGAGUCUGUCAGCACCUUUGCACUGUUGGGUGCUUUGUUGGAAUUUGACUGUGUCAGUAGGCAAAGAACCAUCUUUUCCAGGCAGACAGAGAGGUUGGCCUCCUGUUUGUACUCAUUUCACACCAAUGUAUGAGGUCCAGCAAAAAUUAUCUACCUGAGUGUUGGCUUAAAGAACUGAUCUUUCCAGAAUUGUCUUACAGUCCUUUCUCUUCUAAUGCCUUGGACAAGCAUUUUGAAUUGGGGGUAUAUGAUAUUUUUAUGGAGGUAUUGAAAAAACUUGAAAGCUUUCAAUACCAUUUCAGUAAUGUCUGUUUUUUACAGAAUGACACGAAAAGGUGUUUUUUAUCUAUCUGCAGAGGGACUGCUCACAGUUAUUUAUAUGAGAAAAUAAUGGUAACAAAGAUCCUUGGGUUUUUUUUUUCUACUGAAUGUUAACUUUGUAAAAUAAUGACUGCAAACCAUGCAAAAAAAGAAGUCACACACUAUAUAUACCCAGGCGUGCGCCCACACACAUAUAUAUAUGUGUAUGUACAUAUAUGUAUGUAUAUGAAAAAACAAAAUGCAUACAGCUUGCAAUGUCAGAUUUCUUUGUGUUUGGGGGAGGUGGUUUUCUGUAAAAUGCAGAGCUUUGUAUAAACUUUUGGUUUUUUCUAAUAAAGUUGAAAUGUACUGUUGUCUUUGUUCCUCUGAGAGGGCAAGGUACCAUGGUGCUGGAAAAAGUACUACUCCUCCCUUCCUUUUGUUUCUUGGAUAAGAAAGUAGUGGAGGAAGGAGGUGAGGGCAGUAGAAGCCUCUUUGUUUUCUGAAGACUGCCAGCGCUCUUCAGAUGGGUUUGAUCUUGUGUGACCCAGAACCCAGGUCAGGCAGUGCUGUCAAGAUUGCCUGCCAUGGGUUCACUUCCCCGGUGAGACAUGGACUGAGUUCUUUUUCACCUAUCUGAGUAUCUUUGAAUGCUAAUGAACAAUAUAAGGGUGAAGACAACAUGUGGUGAAUGAGAUCACAUAAAGUAUUUGGCUGUACAAAUUAGCAUUUAAUCCACUAUUACAGUGAUCACUCUCAUUCACUGUAAGAAUGGUAAAUGGACCAUGGAUAAAAAGAAGCUUUGUAUUGCAAGUUUAUUCUCAUAGUCUGGGUUGUUUAUUCUGAACAAAAUGUAAUUUAUAAGCAAGUGAGCAUGUCCAUAUGUCCAUCUUGGGCGUAUUAGCAACUGUUCCUGUAACUUGUGAUAGGUGAGCUGAAUGCAACUGAUGUGGAAAAGAUCAGGUAACUGAAUGGUAAAAGAAGUGGGUAUUUUCAAUAGUAAUAUGUUUUCAGUGUUACUCUUUAAUUUGGUGUAAGUUAUUAUAGAUGCACUGUAUAGCAUACUGUCUAUUCAUUGUGUGGUAAUAGGCUAAGGUAGCUGUAGAUAAUCAUCGUCUUUAUUUUUUUAGAAGAUAGCACACGAAAAAAGCAAUUGGCUUCUUACUGAGAAAUGGAACACAGCUCAGAGGAUGUAGUUCUCAAUAGGGCUUUUUCACCCAAGUAGAACAGAGUACAUACGCUUUUUGGCUAAUGUAUAUUCUUAAAUGUAUGGCUGACUUUAACAUCUCAUUUAAAUUCUCAGGUCUGUACUUCUGGCAUGGUCUGAUGUAUGGAGACAAAGCAUUUGAUUUUCUUAAUUGAGUCUGGUCACUGAAAAUGGUUGUUUCCUUUAUUGUUCUUAAAGAUUCCUUGGCAUUAAGCAUUUUGCCUUUUCUUUUUUUUUUCUUUUUUUUUUUUAAUCCAGAACUUACUAAAAUGCCUGAUCUUGAGCUUUCUUUCUUCUGGUCCUGCUUUUUGUGAAUUUUUUGCCGGUUAAGGAGCAAAAACAGUAAGUGAAACUGUUCCUGUCAGUAAAGAAAGCUAAGCUUUGCUGAUCUGUGCUAAACUCAUUUUAACCUUCUAACUGUGCAACUUGUUUUAUCCUAUAUUCAAAACUCUUUACUUUUUUUCCUUUUUUAAUCUAUGAUCUUUUAUUCCCAUUAUGCUCUUGGGUAGCUCAAGGGUUUUUUCUCAAGCUCAAGAAGUUACUGAGACCAAAUUACACAGGCCACCUCCUUCAAAUCUUGCCCUUCUGCUAACGACUAAAUAGUGUGUUGCUCAGCUGUGGGCCAUCUUCUACAAUGGCUAAAGGAGCUAUUCUUUGUAUAAUAUAUUCUUCUGUGAAACCAAAUCUCUGUAAGUACAGUUUAUGUGGUUCUUCAGUUCAAGAAGCCAUAUUCGGGAGUGAAGAUGCUGAGAUCACCGGAUGCGUCGACAUAAAAUGUUUGUCUGAGGCACCAUCUCUAAAGGUACUUGGAGCAAGAACUUCGAAUCCUUACAAACAGAAGUAUGCAUUAAUAUGUCAUCUUCUGAAGCCUGGCAAUAUAAUUUUGUGGAAUUUUCAAGGGAAAAAAAAGCAUUGUGGUAAAACUGCAGUUAGCUAUGUGUUUACUUAAAGUAAUUUCCUUGAUUUCAAUCUAAUCCUAGUUGUAAUACUUGAAAUCCAAGUAUAGGCAAGGUCCAGCUUCACCACCAUAUCAAACAAAAUGUAACAUCUCUCUUCAGAAUUUACAGGGUAACCAUUGCUUUUGAAAUCUCGAUGUUAGCAGGUUUCUUGCUCGUGUGCCAGACAAAUAAAUGGCAGCUGCUGGAGUGUACUGCUUUUGUAUUUGCUCAGUUUUACCCUGUGAAGCUGUAGGGACAGGAACGUAAGGUCUGUGCCCGAGUGGGGUGAGAAGGAGGCUUUUACUUUCCCCCCAUUUCCGCCUCUUUUUUCCCUUCUGUAAUUGACUAAAAAGCAAAUCCUUUUUGGCUGCUGAAAAGCCAAACUGUUAGAACUUCCAGGCAAAUAGCAAAAAAGGUUUUGUUCCAGAGCAAAGGAAAACAAAAUUAUUUUGAAUUGGAUGUUGAGAGUAAUUUGUGGAUAGUUCAUAGACUUUCUGUGCCGUUACUGGGCAUUGUUUUUACACGUGAGAUAUCUUUCACCGAUCACCAUUGUUAAGGUAUGUGGUACUGGGAUUAGGCUGUGUUUAACGCAGUUGCAUUUCCUGGCACAAGUUUUAUAUAAUUUAUGUAUAGUGAAGACCAUCAAGAUUUUAUGUCUCUAAGGUAAGCACUAAUGUUUUACUAAGAAUAAAUUUUGUUGGGCUCAGCUGUCAUUGGUGGCUUCUGCCCGCUGUCUGAAAAAUGCUGUUUGUUUCAUUUCACAACCAAAACAUCAAACCAAGGAAGAAACCAAGUAUCUUCCUCAAUUUUAUUUUGUGCUAUAGUUUGUCAGUUGUUGUCUCUUGGUUGUUUGGGGUUUUUUGUUUUGGUUUGGUUUUUUUUUUUUUUUAAUUAGAAUUAGGUUUCCUCAUGAAUAAUGACAUCAAUGUCUUUUGCAGCCAAAAUAAAUAGCAUAUGGUCAGGGAGCAAGGGACCAGGAAAAGAUGAGGAAGGUGUGGCAGCCGAAGCAGAUUAGGACACAAAACGAACUGAGUGGAAACAGAGGGGCCAGGUGAGAAUAGACUAAGUGUUACUGUCAAGGGUAGGGUCACACCAUUGUUAAAUUCAACACUCUGGUUUUGGUAGUGGUGAUAUUCCAAGUAAAGUGAAAAAAUCCAUGGUGUACGUAGCUUGUGUGCACAGUGUUAUCUACCAAGCAGAGACCAUUCCUGUUCUGCAGAUGCUUGUCAUAUUUUUUGAGGAAAAAAGGUGGCAGGGUAAAUUAGUUGAGAUGCUUAGAAGAAAAGGCAGCAGGCAUAGAUUUUGUCAUUUCUUACUUAGUCAUGCAAAGCUGGGAUGAAGAAGCUUUGUUCUUGAAGGUGAAGAUGAUGGCAAGAACUUCAGUGUAGGUGUUGCGUGUUAAUUGCUGUCUUUCGCUUUCUUCUAGCUGAUGACUAGGAAUCCACUAAUGUUAAGCUUUGAAGCAUGUGUCAGGAUUUGGGGAGUAACCUUGGGGUACUGUAUAUAGCACAGGCUGUACGAGCCCAAGUUACACCUUUGUGAGAACUCCCUGUGGGACUCUGAGCUGUUGUUGCAGAGCACAGUGCAACAGGUAGCAUUGCGAUGGGUGACAGACCAGCAUGUGAGGUCUGUUGGCAUCUGGAGGACAACUUCCCUUCACUUGAAUGGCUCUUUCGUAUUAAGACUUAGCGAGUCCAGGUAAGUCUCACCAGAUGUUUAAUGACACGUCUCCUUGAAUAGACAUCUUUUGUUCUGCUGCUGUUCAUCUAAUGCAUGACACUCCAUCAGCAAGCACUUGUUAGCCACUCCAGAGCCCCUGUUCCACACUCUUCAAAGCUGUCUUAGCUGCACUGAGGUUGGUGAGCUCUUUGUUCACAUCAUGUCAGUAUCUUGCUGCCCGUGGAUUUCUUUUGGCCACAGCUGACCCUUAAAAAAGACUUGGGGCCUUAGAGACUAUAUAUGGAACAUGCAUGUUUGUUUGAUUUCCCCCUCACUACCCACAGGCCACCUCUACCAAGCACAUGGAGGUCAAUCCCUGCGGAGGUUCUGAUGCAGGCUUGGGUUGUGACCUUGCAAUGCUCACAUGCAACAGCACAGUAGCUAUGGAUGUCAAGGAGCUUUUCUGUAUAUUAUCUCAAAAACACCUUCCAUCCUGUGGAUGGAUUUAUCCCUAAUAAAAUGACAUUUAUGAAUAAGAAGGCAGCAUGUGGUGGGUCUGGCUAGAGUGCAAUCUCAAGGCUGUGAUCACAUCUCGAUGUAGCCGUAUGUUCAAAGUUCAUCUUGUCAGUUUGGGAGCUACAUUGUCUGCUCUGGUAGCACUAGAUGGGGCCCUAGGACAGAGAAGAAAAAGGCAAAAUAAAAAAGCCGGGGGGAGGAAGGGUUAAAAACAACCCCCACCCCAAACCCUAAGAUGGAUGACCGGGACUUGUCUUUAAAGUUCGGAAAUACUAAAUUACAUUGCUAGUUUUGACCACAUUUACUUUUAAGGGCCUUCUGCUACGGUACCAUAUGUCCUUUUCGUAAUGUAUAGUCUGGUUCAAAGCAGAGGGAAUGAGAAUCCUCGUAGUCUGUUUACAAGAUUCUUUCCCAUGUUCCUGGCCAUAGCAAAAAAAAAAAACCCCAAAACCUAACCGUUUCCAUCCUACAGCUUAGCAGGAAAACACAUCCACUAUAUAAUAGCUUUUCACGUGAAAUCUGUUGCCCCCAUAAUGGUGUUUUUCCUUUAAUUUUUUUUUUAUUCCCCUAUAAAAAGCCUCCUGGGUGUUUUCCAUUUUCUCAAUAUGCAGCAAAUUAUAAUGGGGGAGAGAAAGAGUAUCUUUUGGCAGUUAAUCUUGUGUAAAAGGACGCAAAUAAUGUUUCCAGCUUUGUCAGUGUAAAUCCUGAUUAAUUCAAUCCUAGUUCAUCACAGUGGCAUGGGGUUUGUACGAGUGUUACUGGGCCCAAGAAUAGUGACAAAAAUGUAACCCAGGGAUCUGUGAACUGUUUUGAGAUAGUUCUGUUAAAGUAAAAUUCUAAUUACGGACAAAAAUGUAUAUGAAAAUGAUGGAAGAAAUGUAUAGCUUUCAAGCUUGGAAAAAACCUUGUGUACACUCUCUGUUAUCUAAAGUACCCAGGAGGAAGGAUCAACUGCUGUAGUCAUCUGGCAGAAAUGCACAUGAAAUGGGAUGGGGAGAUGGAGCUGAGGCCGCAAACUGACUGCAGAAUCAGAAAAACAAAGUAAUUUCCAUCAAGGGCAAAAGUAAAAUCACACUUUUGUCUGCAUUUAAGAUUUAUCUGCACAGUUAAACGAUCAUGUACAUAGCUCGGUACAAAAGCAUUAAAUUCUCUAAUCCCAGUGGGAGGAACACUUUGCAAAGUCUCUCUAAGUAUGUUGUCUUAUUAAAGGAAACUGCGUAUCUAAAACCAAGCCACAUAUGUGGUAAAAAGUAGGUUUUGCCCUCAGAUUAGACUUGGAUAUCUGCCUCUCAAUUUUUCUCAGCCUAUUUUUUUUUCUCCCUUCUCUUUCAGAGACCCUGCAAACAACAGUGAAUUCCAGUAUAAAUGGAAUAUAAACAAAGUUCAUAUAUGGUAUAAGCAUAUGAAAACCGCAGGGGAAUGGUAUUCAUAUGAUUUUAGUUAGAGUGAUGUUAUUCUAACUAUGAGUGAAAGGCCAUGUAAUAGACAAAGGACAAAGGUAUUUUAGACUUAGUGCUUCCUGUGUUAAUGCUUAAUUGUUCUGUAUAACUACAGUUAGCUCAAGAACCUGUCCUACUCAUUCACAUUCUCUUACUCUCUGAGGUAUUUGGCAAAUAAAGAGGGGUGUUGACAAGAAAUAAUAAGCAACUGAGUUUUAUUUGCAAAUAUGCAUUGCAUGAACUAUUAUCUAAUACAGCACUGAACACAUACUGUUCAGUAAUAAUUAGAAAAGGAUGUGGUAUGAG
This is a messenger RNA of Strigops habroptila (Kakapo), 13869 nucleotides long. It is a transcript of the gene CABIN1, whose product is annotated as calcineurin binding protein 1. Gene Ontology annotation, biological process: chromatin organization. NCBI's taxonomy places the organism in Eukaryota, Metazoa, Chordata, Aves, Psittaciformes, Psittacidae. The record is from RefSeq and is a predicted model, not a curated record. Gene Ontology annotation, molecular function: protein binding; nucleosome binding. Gene Ontology annotation, cellular component: nucleus. The transcript has 38 exons. The coding region runs from base 373 to 6924 and encodes 2183 amino acids.